CUCCGCUUAAGCCAACAACCAUUGCCCAUUACCUCUACAACAGCCAUUUACUAUAAUACCCUACUUCUACUCAGUAUAUACACCACAACAACGACAUAACUACACCAGCCUGAACAGACGAACAACCAUGCCCUCGCCCGACCCUCCAACCCCAGCGAUACGACCCUUCCAACCACCCAUAACAGCGCUCCUCAUCUACCCAGCGACCCUAAUCGUGGGCUCACUCUUCUCCGUGCUCUCUCCCACCGCACAAGGCACACGCGACGACGGCUCCAGCACCCUCCACCCCCACGUUGAGCCCCUAGCCCCGUCCAUCGCGUCAGACCUCAACCUCUCCUUUCCUCCGCCGCGGCCCGUCAACUACUUCGCCCGCAAAGACAACAUCUUCAAUCUAUACUUCGUCAAAGUCGGCUGGCUGUGGACCACCGCCGCUCUCGCUUUCAUCCUGCUCUCCCAGCCCGCCUACACCCUCGCCGCUAGCCACCGCGCCCGACGCACUGGCCAGGCCGUCCUCCGCUACGCCCUCGCCACGACAGUAUGGUAUCUCACGACGCAAUGGUUCUUCGGCCCGCCGAUUAUUGACCGCAGCUUUGUGCUGACGGGCGGGAAGUGUGAGCGGGCGGUGCCGCUGGCGGAGAACGAGCCCGCCGCGGCGGAUGUCAAGACGCUGUUGACGGCUGCGGCGUGUAAACAUGCGGGUGGAGCGUGGAGGGGUGGUCAUGAUGUUAGUGGACAUGUGUUUUUGUUGGUGUUGGCGACGUCGUUGGUUGUGUUUGAGUUGGUCGGGGGGAGUCAGGGUUGGGGGAAGGGAAGUGCGAAUGGGAAUGGGAAUGGGAAUGGGGAGGCGGAGAAGAAGGUCAGUGAGGAGGUGGAUGUCGUGAGGGUAUGGUCUGGCAGGUUUGCUUGGGCGGUUGCUGGGUUGGGGUGGUGGAUGUUGUUGAUGACGGGGAUUUGGUUCCAUACGUGGUUUGAGAAGGUAUGUUACGAUCUGACUGGGUGAGUGAUGAUGACGAUGCUAAUGGUUGCAGUUGACGGGGCUGUUGAUUGCCCUCGGCACAGUUUAUACGAUCUACAUCUUGCCUCGACGGGUCUUGCCGUGGAGGAAUGUGGUAGGCUUGCCGGGUGUUUGAGUAUACAUGAUAUGAUUAUGGCAUGAUAGAUGGUGUAGAGUAUAGUACACGAUGAAUACAUUUCUUACCUUAAUACACAUUAAGC
Molecule: messenger RNA, 1215 nt
Organism: Aspergillus vadensis CBS 113365
Lineage: Eukaryota; Fungi; Ascomycota; Eurotiomycetes; Eurotiales; Aspergillaceae
Product: putative inositol phospholipid biosynthesis protein Scs3
Exons: 1
Coding region: 128-1000 (290 amino acids)
Biological process (GO): lipid droplet organization; phospholipid biosynthetic process; lipid storage
Cellular component (GO): endoplasmic reticulum membrane
Source: RefSeq, a predicted model, not a curated record